This is a messenger RNA of Vigna angularis (adzuki bean), 498 nucleotides long. RefSeq names its product ethylene-responsive transcription factor 1. Gene Ontology annotation, biological process: regulation of DNA-templated transcription; ethylene-activated signaling pathway. The record is from RefSeq and is a predicted model, not a curated record. NCBI's taxonomy places the organism in Eukaryota, Viridiplantae, Streptophyta, Magnoliopsida, Fabales, Fabaceae. Gene Ontology annotation, molecular function: DNA-binding transcription factor activity; DNA binding. The transcript has a single exon. Bases 1 to 498 code for a protein of 165 amino acids.
AUGGAUACUUAUAACGGCAUAAAUGCUACUUCAGAAUUUGACAUGACAUUUUUGGACACUAUUGAACAUUACAUGGUUCACGAUGGUUUGAACGACAACAACAAUGUGUUUGUCUCGAAUGAGGAUUGGUUCUCGGAGAAAGGUGAUAAAGCAGAAGAGGUAGUUCCGAGAGGGACGAGGUACAAAGGAGUGCGGCGUAGGGCACAUGGAAAGUUUGCUGCAGAGAUAAAAGAUCCAAACAAAAGUAAUAGGGUUUGGCUUGGGACUUAUGACACUGAAGAAGAAGCUGCUUUGGCUUAUGACAAUGCAGCUUUCAAGAUUAGAGGCUCCAAAGCCAAGCUGAACUUUCCUCACCUCAUUCCACCGUUGGAUGAACCAACCACCACCAUCGAUCAAUCUCCUUCUUCUUCAUCAUCCACGUCUCAGGAUCCUUCCAAGAAAAGGAAGGGUCUGGCUGGUUUGCUCAAUAAAUUAGCACAUGAAAAAAACAGAAUUUGA